Messenger RNA from Drosophila ficusphila, 966 nucleotides. RefSeq lists its product as uncharacterized. NCBI's taxonomy places the organism in Eukaryota, Metazoa, Arthropoda, Insecta, Diptera, Drosophilidae. The transcript is spliced from 3 exons. The coding region runs from base 97 to 807 and encodes 236 amino acids. The record is from RefSeq and is a predicted model, not a curated record.
UUUGAAGAGGUCAUCGAUGUUUUCAUCAACGUAAUCCCACCACUAUUUUCUGGCGUCGUUUUAAAUUUGCUUGUUUUCAAUUGUUUGCGAAUAUUCAUGGCCAAAAUGAACCGCCGCAAUAAGAGGACAUCAUAUUUCCAGUACGAGAUUUAUCUCGACUUCAUGGAGGACAAUCCAUUGAUGUCGGCCAACAAAUUGAGUCGCACUCAGGACGGUAAAAAGUGGAAGGAACUGAGUGAUCAGUUGAACAAGUGUACCACUGGGCCCCAUUUAUCGCCAGAGGAUUGGCGAAAGCGCCUAAAUGACUGGAAGCAUACAACGCGAUCCAAAUAUCGACGCUUGCUUAAUUCAGAUGAUAAGAACAACUUUUUAACACCUUUGGAAAAACGAGCUCUUCACAUAUUCUCCUCAGAGCCUACAUACCGAGAAAUUCCAGCAAGUGAACGUUUUCAGGAAACAGUGGCCGAGAAUGACGAGUUGGAAGAAGAAGAAGUUGAGGAGGAACCGGAAGAGGAGGAUGAUGAGCAGUACCACGAAUCGGUAGUGCCUCAGGAAACAGAACCCCCAGUGCUCAUCAAUGGUAGAAAUUCAGGCAAAAGGAUACGACUAGACAGUUCUGGGGAGGUUUUAUACCAGGUAACAACAGCACCACCACAACCCACCUCGAAAGAAGCUGCUGAGUCCUAUGGAAAACAAAUUGAGGAGCAGCUAAAACGCUUGUCGGACAUUCAUGAGGCAACUUUGCACUUCAAGAUAGCCCGCUUCAAAUACAACAAUCCCGGGUUCGAUUAUGUCCCGGAAAUAUAGAUUAAGUAGUAUUGCUAAUCAAAUGCACAUUUUUGUAUAUAAGCAUGGGGGGACCUGUUAAUUCGUUAAAAAAUUUAAUGUCACACAAAAAUACAUGUUUUUUGUACCUUAUUGAUGUACAUUGAACUAAUAAAGGCGUUCACAAGACUGUUGACAGGA